UCUUAACGUCGAUGUGAGCGGUCGUGUAUUGUCGCAGCGGAUUUGAGAACGAGCAACAAGCAAGUGGUUGGCAUUUUUUUUUAUAUCCAAGUUGGAGUAUUCGCAAAUUAUAUUAUUCUUUGUUUAUAUAAAAAUCUUGGUGAUAAUUAAAGUGUGUAAGCUAAGUGCAGAAGAGGAAUAACUGGCUAUUCAAGCGGUGUUGAUUGGGGUAAGUCUGGUAGCUGAAAGUUUGUCUUUUGGCUUGGGCAGCGGCGUAUUAGCACAAAAUGGCGGACGCUUCGGCGUCGCCUGAAAAUACCAAUAUGGACGGUGCGGCUUUUAUGCUAGCGCCUGCCAUGGUUGGUAAUGGCAGCAAGUUUAAGAAAAAAAAUAGAACAGGAUCUAAAAGGAAAAAAAAGAUGCAAAUGAGUUGUUAGAGGAGUUUACAGAAUCGGACGAGGACAUGGGGGUUACCUCCAUGACUCCCAUAAUUCCAAUGAGUGGCAUGUUAGUGAAGAGGGGAACUUAUGUAAUAAAUGCACAGUCGGACAAUAUCGUAGAUGAAGCGACGGUAGGCAAUGGUGUAGGCAGCAACAAAAUGGUCGGUAAUGACAAUUUGGCAGGCAGCAACAACAUAGCAGGCAACAUAAGUAUGGUAGGCAAUAACAUGGCAGGCAACUACAACAGGACGGGUAGUACAGUUGGAACAACAAACACAAGCUCUAGCGUUCUAGCAAACAGUGGGCCGGUAUCAGACAAUGGUAACAUAAAUGCUACGGUUGUAAUGCAAAGCGGGGGUGUUCAUAAGGAAAUUAAAAUUAUAAACGGUGGGACAGAUGGGUGUGAGAAUAGUGUUGGUGGGNCUAAAGAAAAGCGGAUGGUGGAAAAUCUGUACGAUGCUGAUUAUCGAGGUGAAGCUGUUGUACUAAUGGAUACGUCCAAGAGUACCAGCUUUGAAAAUAAAAGUAUUAAAAACGGUCUCUUUUUGUUCGACAAAAUUCGUAAACUUAAUGUAGCUGGAAUGAAAAACAUUUUAGCAAUCGGUAGGUCGCUUUAUAAAGUGUUUUUUGAUACAAUUAGUCAUGCAAAUAAUAGUUUAUAUAACGAGAAACUGAGCCAGAUGGGAAUUCGGGUUUUUAUUCCGCGAAGCUUUAUGGAGACGUAUGGAGUGAUACGUCAAAUACCGGUAGACUUUUUAGAGGAUGAAUUAAUGCUUAACAUGCAGUCGGGGGUUGAAGUUAAGUCUGUGUCCAGGAUCACUAGACGUGAUCCUGUCAACAACGGCAAUUUUGUACCUACAAUGUCCAUAAAAAUUGGUUUCAAGGGGAAUGUAAUUCCUGAAGAGGUGAAGAUCUUUUGUGUUAACUUCAAGGUGAAUUUUUUUUUUCCGAGAGCGAAGCAAUGCUUCAAUUGUGGGCGACUCGGGCACACAAAACUUUCAUGCAGGGCUAGUAAUAGGUGCAUCAUAUGUGGAAAAGAGGAGCGAUGCGUUGGGAAAUGCACAAGUAGCAAUCCAAAGUGCAUUUUGUGCGGUAGCGGCGAACAUGUAUCGGUGAAUAGGUCGAAAUGUCCCAGCUGGGAGAAAGAAAAGCAGGUAAUCGAGAUCAUGACGGUAAAAAAAAUGUCCAAGCGUGAGGCCUUCGACACUUAUGGUGAUGGAGGGAGAAGGAACAGUUUUUCUAUGCUUGCAGAUUAUGACUCAUCUUUUCCUUUGCUCAAUAAUGAGCAAGAAAAUGUGCAAAAUAAUACAGUAAUUGCUAACAAAUUGCUCACAAAGAGGAAGUAUUCUGCGAUGGCUUGGAAAGGUGUGCAUGCAUCAAGGCAAGGCAGGGUACAGGAGAAGCAAGAAAGUGUGAACAAGGAAAGAGUAGCUAAGGAUAGGAUAGUGCCGGUGUACGAAAGUAAAAGAUGGGAAAGAGUAGGUGAAAUCGAAAGACUUUUAAGUCAAUUAAUUGAAAAGUUUAAUAUAAGUGAGGAUGAACCAUUAAUUAAAGUUUUGAGUACAAUGAUGAAAACGAAGGUAGACGACAGGCUGUAUGUAAAUUCUUUUAAUGAUGACCGUCAAAAUACUUCAACUUAAUUGCCAAAGUUUAAAUGCAA
This is a messenger RNA of Rhagoletis zephyria (snowberry fruit fly), 2079 nucleotides long. RefSeq lists its product as uncharacterized. The record is from RefSeq and is a predicted model, not a curated record. Gene Ontology annotation, molecular function: nucleic acid binding; zinc ion binding. Lineage: Eukaryota; Metazoa; Arthropoda; Insecta; Diptera; Tephritidae.